Rotaria sp. Silwood2 is the source of this 960-nucleotide messenger RNA. NCBI's taxonomy places the organism in Eukaryota, Metazoa, Rotifera, Eurotatoria, Philodinida, Philodinidae. The record is from the annotation of a GenBank genome assembly.
AUGACUGCUACUAUUAUUCCACUAAUUGUUAUUCUAAAAAUUAAUCAAGGAUCGAAUAAUAAUUCAAAUUCAUUAAAUGUGAAUGUUCCUAAACGUCUUGGUAUUUAUUAUGUAUGGCCAUCAUUAGUUCAUGGUGCUUAUGGAAAUUUAACUUUAGCCAUCAACACAUUCAGUCAAUUUGAUGUGAUUGUUUUUGGUGACGGAAUAGCUUCAUCUUCUCAUGGUGAUCAUGCUAAUACACAAAUAAUUAUUCAAUCAUUAAAUAAUCUUGGAAAGUUAAGUUUUGGUUAUAUUGAUCUAGGAGUUACAACAAAAAACUUAUCUAUUUUACAAAUGCAAACAACUGUUGAUGACUGGCAAGCUAUGGAAAUCAAAGGAAUCUUGUGGGAUGAUGCUGGUUAUGAUUAUGGUGUAACUCGUUCUCGUCAAAAUACAAUGAUUUCUUAUUGUCAUUCAUUAAAUUUAGGAGUAAUGAUGAAUGCAUGGGACCCAGAUGAUGUUAUGUCUGGAAGUCCAAUGCUUUUAGAUUCUCGUGAUAUUUAUUUACUUGAAUCAUAUUUAAUAUCGAGUGGUACUUAUCAAAAUUUAACAACAUGGAAAAUAAAAGCGGAUAAAUGUUUAUCAUAUUCGAAUUCAUUUGGAAUUUCAACGGCAUCUCUUUCAACAAGUUCAACUCCAAUAUCAUCAUCAUUUGAUUCUACUUCACAAUUUAGUCAAGCAUGGUUUGGAACUGCUAUUUAUAAUUUUUAUUAUUUUCAAGCUACAGAUAUCCUAUACAGUGCACACGAUAAUAAAUUAUACGCAUUUUCAAACCCAAUAUCAUCGUAUGGAAACAGUUGGCAAACGAAUGAUAUACAAACAGAUUCAAAUAUACAUUAUUAUAGAUCAACAAAUACUCACACUUUGCAUAUUUAUGGAGAUGGAGCUACGUACGGAAGUGGAAAUUUUAGUCUUUUAUAA